GAGCUGAGCAGCAGCACCAGCAGCAGCAGGCGACAGCAGAAAACAGAAGCGCUCUCAGAUACAACACCAACCGCGCAUUUGAGACAAGUUUCUAACUCCUCUAUGGCUAGGACUACCAAAAGGAGAUCAAGAAUGGCCGGUGUGGAUAAUGCGAUGAACUGGGAGACGUCGAAUCCCGAGAGCACGGCCCAGCUGUUCCAGGCAAUCAAGCAGCUGACGGAGCAGAUAGAGACCACGGGAAAGCGCGACGGUGGAAAGGACUUUUUUAGCCCGUCGCUCGAGAGCCAGCGCGGGCAGUGCCGCGACCUGUUCCGCCGACUAAUUGUGCGUAAUCCGUACUCGUCGAACCGCAAGGAUCUUAUCGGCAAGCUGUGGUUCGUGCUGAUCUAUCGCGUGAUUGACCACUAUCGGGUCGAGCUCAAAGGGCUUGAUGGCAGGCUGUCAUGGACGCCCGAGCGCGAGAGGCUGUGCGCCGAGGAGAAGAAGAAGGCAGCGUCCCAGAACAGGCGCCCGCGCCCGCAGCUCAUGCGCGAGUCGGAAGAGACGUUGGCAGUAGUGAGGAAACAGGCGUCGGAGAUUCGUGGAAGGCUGCGCACAUUCCUGCAGGAGAUGGCAGGGUUCUUGCUCAUGCUGGUGGUUGAGCUGGCCGAGCAACACGAGCUGGUGGUUACUGGCGAGCUGAUAAACACCUCCCAGUUUGCCAUCGACUACCGAGCCCUGGCUACCCAUGCCUACGGGUACGAGUUUGUAGAUGCUCUGCACGCAGAGGCCCGGGGCGCCCUGUCGCUGCCGCGCAAGUCUGCCGUAGCCAUCAUUGCGCAGUGCCUGGUGUACCUUGGUGACCUGUCGCGGUACCGCGUCAUGUAUACUAGUCGCAAGCAAACGGCGGUGAUGGCAGCGCGCACAGCGGCUAACAGCGAAGCCGAGCAGCAACAGCAGCGGGACAUGUGGUGGGCUGCGAAAAAAUUUUAUCAGGGCGCUAUCAAGCUGGCACCGCACCGUGGCCAGCCACAUAACCAGCUGGCAGUGAUCUACGGACACGACAAGGACUAUUUGUCGACUAUAUUUGGCUACUACAGGGCAACGACAGCGCACAGCCGGUUUAUUGCCUCCGAAUCCAACAUGCGUGGCAUGCUGGACAAUGCACAGCGGCUAUUAUCGGCCAACGUGCCGCCAAUUCCUGACCGCCCGCCCAACGCCCACUGGUUUGCGGAUAGCCAGAUAUACCCGAACUUCACCAUGCUCAGGUACCAUCUGGCGCAGUACCAGCCGUCGACAAAGAGCCCUAGCGACAUGGGAACCAGCGUCAUGCGCGAGGCUAUGCCGACAAAGGAGCAUGUCGGAUCGAUUGCAGCCCGUGUAGACAAUGCUGUCGAGAAGUUUGUCAGGGCUGCCAAAGCAACCGGGACGGGCAGUUUGGACGGUGAGCAGGUGAUGAUGGUUCAGAUCGUGCAUCUGCUGGAGCUGCAACGCCUGACGUGCUUUGGAAACAUCGCCGACGGGUCGCACCUGCCACCGCUCAAUAUUGUACGCCAGUCUGCCAAUCUAGCUGUCCGUGUGGCUGAAUCAUUCUGCCAUGCGAUUUCGCGGUCGAUUGCCGACAGCCGCCGGACAUGGCGUACGCUGAAAAGCGAGCAGGAGGUGCUGACAAAGCCCUCACGCCGGGUCAUCGGUCCGCUGAUUGUGUCACUGGUCAUGUUUGUUUCGUUGGCCGUGCGCAUCAAGCGGACCAAGGACCAGGACUCCCCGCAUAUCCAGCGUUUGCGCACCGAAGUGUUUGCUGCAUGCGAGCGCGCUCGGUUUGUAGAAACAGUAUCGUGGCUCAAGAGAACUAUGACCAGUGUUCACCACACAGUCAAUAGGCGGUCGCAGUCGCCUGAGCCCCUGCAGUGGCGCUCUGUGUGCCGGUCCAUGGCGCCGCUGGCUGUGCGGCUAUGGGGCGAACACGUCGCUUGCAGUGGUCAGCGGAUAGAAGACCGGAUGCUAGCCGGGUGGGCCAUGCCAGACGGAACUGUGUGGGGCCGCGUGCCCUCCUCAUACGCCGAGAUGGACAUCAGCAACAUUGGAAAUGCAGCGCUGUUGAGCGAGAAAACCGAGGAGAAGGCGCUGCUUUCGCGCUGGUGGCAGCUGGACUGCAUCUUGGCACUGGCUGCUGAGUGUCUUCCAGAUAUGGUCCAGACCGCAAGAACUGUCGACAGCCGCAGCCAAAUGCCAUCAGGCGUAGUUUCGAAUGACAUGGAUGUCGAUACAGAAGAGGAGGGUGUCGGCAACAGCACUUCUGCGGACGACGAUGCUGACAACGCAAUGGAGGAGGAUGAGGAAGAGAUCGUGUUCUUCCGCGGCCGUCCUCAGACAGCACUGGACAGAAAGGUCAUUGAGGAGAAGCGGCCUGUACUCCCAGCACGGCCUCCUAGUCGACUACUGUCGCCAGAGCAGAAGCAGGAGCAGCGGAUACAGCAGCGGCGGAAGGAGUAUCAGAAGCACCAGAAGCAGUACCAGCAGGCUGCCAGCUCGCAAACUGCUGCAAAAACGACGCCGCUAGCUCGGACGCUAACGCGGUCUCCCGUUGAACGACCCGUUAAUUCGACGCCGUAUGUGCCACUGGUGGAUGCAGAGCGAGACGAAGUCAUUCGGCCUGCUGUGGGCCAGCAGCAGGGCCAGCAGCACAGCCAACAGCCGCGUGUUCCAAACGCGAUCGGGUCACAGCGGGUGCCUGCCACUGCAAGCAGCGCCAGCAGCAGCACAACGGAGGCCUUCAGCGGGUCCCGAAUUGCUGGCGCCGACGAGCAGCUGGCCAUGGCUGGCAUUGGCGGGCUAUUGCAGGCUGCUAGAGCACACCCGCAGUACCGAUCACCGACUGCGCUCGACAUGCCCAUGAUGCCACCGAUGAUACCGUCAGCCUCCAUGCACGGUUUGCCUGGUGCGGGCCACAGCAGUUCGUUGACCUCACCCUACGCAAAUUCGUCUGCUCACCAGAGCCUACUGGGCUCACCAGUUGCUCCAUCGCAGCAGCACCAGCAGCAGACGGUGGUCGCAAGCAGCAUGUGGAGCCCGGCACUUCGGCCAUCUGCUAGUCAGUCGGCGAUUGGCACCACAUCCUCUGUCCUUUCCCCGCAGCAUCAGCAGCAGCCAUUAAAUAAUGGUACUGAUGACCACAACGUGCUGGAGAAGUGGCAAGAGUACGCGCAGAAGCUGCAGGAGCAAACCCACUAUAAUGAGCAGCUGCGUCAACAGUUGCGCCAGCACAUGGAGCUGCGCGACCGUCAGCUCAGCACCCAGGAGGACGAUGGCGAUGCUACAGCCGUAUCGGUGGCCAGCAUGGCAUUGUCACAAACAUCACAGCCAGCUAAGCAGCAGACGCGCAGCUUCUCUUCCAACUUUUUCUCGCAGCAGCAGCAGCAGCAGCAGCAGCCACCCCAGCAGCAGCAGUUGUUAGCAGGCUCCAUUGCUGCCUCCAUCAGCCAGCACCAGCAGGCGUACAUGCAGGCUAUGGCCGGAGGCAAUUCCGGGAUAUACCCAUGGAUGCAGCCGAUGAGCCAGCAGCAACAGCCGCCAUUGAAUCUGUUCAAUCCGCCGGGGCGCGGGGUUGGCACCGAGAUUGGUGGUGCACAUCACCCAACUUUGCUGCAGCUUUCCCCGCUUUCACCCAUGCAUUUCUCGAUGCUGGGCUCGCAGGCGUCGGCUGCUGACUUUGCUGCGGCUAGCACACCCAGCGCCUCGGCUACCCGUGCCGCUGGGUCUGGAGCUGCUGCGGCGUCGCAGAGCUGACACCCGUAGCGCAUUCUUUUUUGACAGCUAUAAAUCUUUUUUGUAU
This is a messenger RNA of Linderina pennispora, 3814 nucleotides long. RefSeq lists its product as uncharacterized. Gene Ontology annotation, cellular component: telomerase holoenzyme complex. Gene Ontology annotation, molecular function: protein binding; telomeric repeat DNA binding; telomerase RNA binding. Gene Ontology annotation, biological process: nuclear-transcribed mRNA catabolic process, nonsense-mediated decay. The transcript has 2 exons. Lineage: Eukaryota; Fungi; Kickxellomycota; Kickxellomycetes; Kickxellales; Kickxellaceae. The record is from RefSeq and is a predicted model, not a curated record. The coding region runs from base 103 to 3768 and encodes 1221 amino acids.